GUUUCUCCCAGAACCUCACUUCACUGCUUUACUAGUUUGGGAACUUGGAGAGAAAUGGAACCAAAAUUUAUGUGCUUUACAAAAGAAUCUCUCACGAGAUCAGAUGUGCAGCGUAACUUAGAGAUACCUAACGCUGCGUCUUUCUUGCAACCCGAGAAUGAGAUCAUGUUUGUACGUGACCAAGCUGGAACCACGUAUCAGUUUAUAGCAUCAGAGAGGAAAGGAGGGCGAAAGGCUCUGACGCGCGACUGGCAUGACUUCGCCGUGGCAAAGAAUCUUCAAGUUGGUGACUCUCUGAGAAUUUAUUGGUCCGGGAAUGAGAAUGAAUAUGUGGUGCAGUUAGGCACCAAACUCUUUGGAGAUCACAUAGUUUGGCUACAAGAAUAAGUUCCACUGCAUGAAAUUAUUUUUAUGGGUCUGUGCAUGUAAGGUGAGGUUCUCUCGAAUAUAUACAUAUUUUUUUUCUAUUUCUUACUUAGUAAAUUAUUUAUCGUUCAUGUAAG
Messenger RNA from Ilex paraguariensis (yerba mate), 503 nucleotides. NCBI's taxonomy places the organism in Eukaryota, Viridiplantae, Streptophyta, Magnoliopsida, Aquifoliales, Aquifoliaceae. The record is from the annotation of a GenBank genome assembly.